AUGGCCUCUGCCGCUCCCAACGCACUGGCCGCGAACAAAUCACCCCGAAUUCUUGCCUGCGUUCUUUGCCAGCACCGCAAAAUCAAAUGUGAUCGCUCGUUUCCCUGCGCAAACUGCUUAAAGGCCAAUGUGCAAUGUACUCCCAGCACGCCAGCGCCCCCUCGCAAGAGGAGGCGUCCCAACCAGGAUCUCCAGGAGAGGCUUGCGCGCUGCGAGGAGCUUCUUCGAGAGUACGCCUCGGAGGGCAAGAGCGAAGACAUUCCCUCGACGCCUACCCACUCUAGCACGAGCCCACAGCACACUCCGAAGCCGAGCGAGGAGCCCAUGCCGAACUGGCACAAGCAUGGCAAACUGAUCAAGCAGGAGGGCGGCAGCACCCGAUUUAUCGACUCCUACGUCGUGUUCACCAUCUACGACGAGCUCCGAGCCAUGCGCACCAUCAUUGACGACGAUGAACCCUCGCUCGAUGAUGAUCUUUCGGAAGGCCCGACUCCUGACACGAACGGCGCAGACCUGCUCAUGGGCGGAGAAACCCCGCAAAGCCCGCCCUCCACGUUUGACCUGCAUCCAGACGCGGGCCAGAUGUUCCGCCUCUGGCAGGUGUUCCUGGACCGUGUGAACCCCCUCUUCAAGGUCAUCCACAUCCCGACGGUGCAGCCAUACCUGAUCGAUGCCACGAACCGUUCCGCCGACCAUCCGCUCCCAAAGAAUGUCGAAGCGCUGCUCUUUGCUAUAUACAACAUGGGAGCUGUGGCGCUCUCAGAAGAGGAAUGCCAGACAUUGUUGGGCUGCUGCCGGGACGUCGCCAUACAGCGCUUCUCUAACGGCGUUCGGACAUGUCUGAACCAAGCCAAGUUCCUCAAGAACCAUGAGUUUACUACGCUACAAGCCUUCGUGCUUUAUCUGGUUUCGAUCCAAGGCAGGUACAACCAGCAUGCUACCUGGAUUCUCCAUGGAGUGGCGGUUCGCAUCGCUCAGAAGAUGGGCCUCCAUCGAGAUGGCACAUCGUUCGGCCUCAGCCCGUUCGACGUCGAGAUGAGGCGCCGGAUGUGGUGGCAGAUCGUGGCGUUGGAUGGCAGAUUUGCCUUCAUGUCUGGGCUGGGGCACGCACUGCUACCGCGAGUGUGGGACACCAAAGAGCCCAGAAACCUCAACGACGCAGAUCUAUACGCCUCGGCCACCGAGCUACCCCCAGACCGCGACAGCCCGACCGAGAUGGUGUUCUCCCUGAUCCAGAACAGGCUCACGCGCUUCCUCGUCGAAACCCCGGGACUUGACCCAUCUUUUCUCUUCGACCCCAGCUCUCGCAACUCUCCCGAGAGCCCUAGCAAGGAGAAGCUGGAAGAGUACCGCGCCAUGCUCGCUGUGGCGGCGCAAGAUAUCGCUGACAUCGCUGAACACCAAUGUGACGUUUCGGCGGGCCCGAUACAUGUCUUCACACUCGAAUUCGUGACCAUCAUAUUGGGCAAAGUCCGAACGCUGGUUGCACCCGAUAACAAUGAUAACAAACCCAACUGGGGCAAUUCUCCCAAGGACAACGUUUUCCGCCUCGCGGUGGAAGGACUGGAGCAUCACGUGCGCCACCACCGCACCGCCCUCAAAACGGGGUUUCUUUGGUAUAUACGCCUCCAGCUUCACGAGGAGCUCUUCAUCUUCCUCGCCGGCCAGCUAUGUCACCGUCCCGAUGGCGCACUGUCAGAUAAGGCGUGGGAGUAUCUGGAGGCAUUCGAGCCCCUUCACCCCAGCCUCUUCGACCCCAACUCAAGCAAGUCGCAUAUGACAUUGGCAGCGUACCUGGUCAAGGCAUGGAACGUAAGGGAGGAGCACUUCAUGCAACAAGUUGGCCUGCCCCUCCCAACACCGGCAUUCAUCGAGCGGCUGAGGGAGGAUGUGCCACAAACCAAGGUUGAGAGCCCGUCCAUCAACAGCCGGACGGAUUUGGGAGGAAGCGUCAAGGUCAAACUCAACGAGAACGAUCCCAUAUUUGACGAUUUCAUGGGCACCUACGUCGACGGCACCUACGUCGAAGGCGGAGACUGGGAUAUCUUCUCCAACGUAGGCCUCGGCGCAACAGCAACCCCGGCCUUCGGGGUUACUAAUGGCAAUCCAAUGGGCAUGAAUAUGCCCAAUGGACAGGGUACGAAUCAGAUGCCCCCGGGCCUAGUCGGACUCUUUGGCCUGGGUGCUGAGUGGAAAGAUGGCGGAGCUGGUUAUUAG
This is a messenger RNA of Gaeumannomyces tritici R3-111a-1, 2217 nucleotides long. RefSeq lists its product as hypothetical. Gene Ontology annotation, biological process: DNA-templated transcription; regulation of DNA-templated transcription. The record is from RefSeq and is a predicted model, not a curated record. Bases 1 to 2217 code for a protein of 738 amino acids. Gene Ontology annotation, molecular function: zinc ion binding; DNA binding; DNA-binding transcription factor activity, RNA polymerase II-specific. Lineage: Eukaryota; Fungi; Ascomycota; Sordariomycetes; Magnaporthales; Magnaporthaceae. The transcript has 4 exons.